Theileria annulata is the source of this 1215-nucleotide messenger RNA. Its product is annotated as short-chain dehydrogenase/reductase (SDR family member), putative. Bases 1 to 1215 code for a protein of 404 amino acids. Lineage: Eukaryota; Apicomplexa; Aconoidasida; Piroplasmida; Theileriidae. The transcript is spliced from 5 exons. The record is from RefSeq and is a predicted model, not a curated record.
AUGAAAACAGAAUCACGUAGAAAGAAUGUAACUUUAAACCCCGUUCUUCCUAGAAGAUUAGCUCUUUUAUUUGAGCCAGCUGUUCAGUCUAGUUUAUUAUUAUACCUUUACGUAUUUUAUUUGGUCGUAAAGUUAUACUUAUCAAGGUUUGAUUUAUAUGUGCUGGCAAAAAAUAGUCUAUUGGUAACGUUAUUUGAAUUAAAUAAUAAAUCAAAGAGUCUGGUGUUAUCAUGUUGUUUAUUUCAAUACUCAACGCUAACAUCAAUGGUGCUGCUCUUCAUCAAUCAUUAUGUAGCAGCUGGUUCCCGAUUGCCAGAUCAUGUAUUAUCAAACACAAAUUUGAAAGGGAAGGUUGCCAUUGUUACAGGUGGAUACAGUGGGAUAGGACUUGAGACAGUAUUCCAGUUACUUAAAUGGAAUUGUAAAGUAGUGAUAUUUGGACGAGACAAAACUAGAGCAACUAACGCAAUUGAGAGAAUGAAGUCAACCAAAUCAUUUGACGAAAAUAAUUUAUACUUUAUUGAAAUGGAUCUUGACAACUUAACAUCGGUCAAAAAUGCAGCCUCUUCAUUUUUAAAUAUGUUUGAUAGACUGGAUUUCCUUAUUAAUAACGCAGGAGUUUAUGUAUCUGGGCUUAAAACUACUUUAUUUAAGCUUGAAUCGCAAUUUUCAGCCAAUUUUCUUGGUCAUUUUUAUUUAACGAAACUAUUACUAGAUCUUAUAAAAAAGUCUGAAGGGAGAGUGAUAAACGUAUCAAGCGUUGCUCACUUCAAGUAUAAUCCAUAUACAGACCAAAUUUUUGCUACUAAUUCCACAACAUCACUCAAUCAUAGUACAUUCAAUUCAUACUAUGGAAGGUCUAAGCUAUUUGCAAUAUGGUUAACACACGCAUUACAGAGAAGGUUAAAGGCUGAAAACAGUAAGGCUUUAACAGUGAGUUUGGCUCCAGGAGUAGUACGAACAAAAUUGGUUUUGCAAGUACAAAGGGCACACCGUUAUUUCGUACCAAAGUAUAUUAACCUUCUAACUCUAAAGAGGCCCGUUGAUGGAGCAGCAACAACACUGCACUUGUGUGCAACAAAUGCUAGGGAUCUUGUACCAGGAGCAUAUUAUUGUGAUAGAAGGCUCGGUUUUGUAUCUAAGUAUGCCGAUGAUUACGAACGUGAAGAAAAACUUUGGAAACUAGGAGAGGAACUUGUUGAGAAACUUGUAUAA